UUAUAGAGUCAAAGACGCUACAAGGAGACAAGGGAGAGCACAGUUUUAAUGCUCCUGGAACAUUUGUCGUAGAAAAUACAACUGUUGAAUUUCAGAAGAGUACAGACAGGGAAAUCAUAAAGAUACAGGGACCUCUUGGAGCAGAUUUCAUUAUUAAGACCAGGUACUCUGGAUCAAAAGAGAGCGUGGUUCAGUUCUUUUUCUAUCAACCUAUCAGUCAUCAAUGGAGGCAAACAGAGUUCUUCCCCUGCACAGUGACGUGUGGAGGAGGCUAUCAGCUUAAUUCUGCUGAAUGUGUGGAUAUUCGUCUGAAGCGUGUUGUUCCUGACCACUAUUGUCAUUACUAUCCAGAAAAUAAGAAACCAAAGCCCAAGCUAAAAGAAUGCAACAUGGAUCCCUGCCCUUCUAGUGAUGGAUUUAAAGAAAUCAUGCCCUAUGAUCACUUCCAGCCACUUCCUCGUUGGGAACAUAACCCUUGGACUGCAUGUUCGGUUUCCUGUGGAGGUGGUAUUCAGAGGAGAAGUUUUGUGUGUGUAGAGGAGACCAUUCAUGGAGAGAUACUGCAAGUGGAAGAAUGGAAAUGCAUGUAUGCCCCUAAGCCCAAAGUCAUUCAAACCUGCAAUCUGUUUGAUUGUCCUAAAUGGGUGGCAAUGGAAUGGUCUCAAUGCACAGUGACCUGUGGCCGAGGCUUGCGUUACCGCGUCGUGCUGUGUAUUGACCACCGUGGGCAACAUGUCGGUGGCUGUAAUCCACAACUUAAACUGCACAUAAAAGAAGAGUGCAUCGUGCCAAUACCAUGUUACAAGCCAAAAGAAAAAAAUCCUGUGGAAGCAAAAUUGCCGUGGUUUAAACAGGCACAUGAAAUGGAAGAGACCAGAACAGUCUCAGAAGAGCCAACGUUUAUUCCUGAACCCUGGUCUCCAUGCAGUGCUACAUGUGGCAAUGGCAUACAGGUGCGAGAUGUGAAGUGCCGAAUUCUUCUUGCAUUUACUCAGACUGAGGUUGAACUGCCUGAGGAGGAAUGUGAAGAUGUGAAGCCACCAACAGAACGAGUCUGUCACCAGGCAUCCUGUGACAGUGAUCCUGUCCCCUACACACCAGAAUUUUCACAUGCUGAAGAUGGCAGUGUGAUUUAUGACUGGGAGUACAUUGGUUUUACCCCUUGUUCAGCCACAUGUCUUGGAGGAACACAAGAAGCUAUUGCAAUGUGUCUGCAUGUAGAGACAAAACAAGCAGUCAAUGAAAGCCUGUGUGACAAUUCUAAGAGACCACCACCGAUGACUCGUACUUGCAAUACAAAGCUUUGCCCUCCGAGUUGGCAAAGCGGCCCCUGGAGACGCUGCUCAGCUACGUGUGGGGUUGGGAUACAGACGAGGGACGUGUACUGCCAGCAGCCGGGAGGACCUGCUGUUGCUGCUGAAGACUGCAAAGACAAAAAACCUCAUUCUUUACAAGCCUGUAACCAGAUUGAUUGUCCCCCUGUUUGGCAUGUUGAGGAAUGGCAACAGUGUUCACGUACUUGUGGAGGAGGGAUUCAGACCCGCAAAGUGUACUGUAAGCAGCUGUUGACAGAUGGAAGUUUCCUGAAGCACUCUGAUGACACCUGCCAGGAACCUAAACUGCCAACUAGUAAACCAUGUGCAAAAGUUGAUUGUCCUCCUCAGCUAGUCGUAGGAGAAUGGUCCAAGUGCUCAGUAAGCUGCGGUGUUGGAAUCCAGCGAAGGAAACUUGCCUGCCAAAACCUAACAGCAAAGGGCCAAUAUGUCACAUUAAAUGGAUCAAUGUGUAGUGGUCUGUCUCCUUCACUGCUUGUAAGGUCUUGUCAGAUGAAUGCCUGCAACAGUGAGUAUUACGGUGUAGGUUUGGAGAGGGGUGCUGAAAAGAAAGGAGAAUUUUUAGUUUUGAGCCGUUUGGAGUGCGGCACCCCUUGCAGCUCGGGUCUGCCCGCCUGUUCCCCGCCUGAUCCCCGCCUGUUCCCCGGCUACGCAACAGGAGGGCAGGGGAAGGCGUGGGACGUGUCCGUACCCGUAGUGCCAGCUUGGGCUGCAGAAGCAGCCCGGGCGGCGGCAGGCUUUGGAUUCACAGGAACGUGCAGGAGGCAGCUACUCCUCCAGCCACGGGUCCAGGCUGCCUUGGAUGGGGAGCGAGUACAAGGCAGGAACGUAGCACGGCCCUCGGUCGGGCAGACGGCUAGCUGCGAGGAGUGA
This is a messenger RNA of Phaethon lepturus (White-tailed tropicbird), 2207 nucleotides long. RefSeq names its product ADAMTS-like protein 3. Gene Ontology annotation, molecular function: metalloendopeptidase activity. NCBI's taxonomy places the organism in Eukaryota, Metazoa, Chordata, Aves, Phaethontiformes, Phaethontidae. The transcript has 14 exons. Gene Ontology annotation, cellular component: extracellular matrix. The record is from RefSeq and is a predicted model, not a curated record. The annotation marks the transcript as partial. Gene Ontology annotation, biological process: extracellular matrix organization.